UCCGCCCGGCUGCUCCGCCCACAGCCUAUCGGCGCGGGGCUUCUCCCAGCAAGGAGGACCAGACUAGAGGAAGGCGCUGCACCCUCUCGGGCCCUCCACCAACAGCUCCAGCUGGAGGCCUCAACUCCCACCGAUUUAUCUGACUUCUGCCCAGACUCUGAAAUGCCAACUAUGUCAAGGCCUGCACUUGAUGUCAAGGGUGGUACCAACUCUGUGAAGGAGGAUGGCGACCAGGAGAUGAACUCUCUGGACUACUCCGACCUCGAGGUGAAGGAUCACAAAGCAGUGGCCAUUCUGCACUACCCUGCGGCCAACUCAAAUGGAGCCAAAGCCAAUGGCGCUCCUGCGAGCGCCUCUGGAUCAGCAUCUCCUGUAGGCUCUCCUACUGCCAGCCCUUCUAACAAGCCCCCACCCUUCAACCUGCACCCUGCCCCUCAUCUGAUGGCCAGUAUGCAGCUGCAGAAGCUUAAUAGCCAGUAUCAGGAGGCUGCAGCAGCAGCUGCUGCUGCCACUCCAGACCAACCAGGGGAGGAAGGGGCCCUGCAAAACUGGGGUUUCGGGGCCCAGGCGGGAGGGGCAGGAUCAGCCACUCCUCCUGCUGGUUCCCAGAGCCCUACUGUCAUUGAUUCUGACCCAGUGGAUGAGGAAGUGCUGAUGUCUCUGGUGGUAGAGCUGGGGCUAGACCGAGCCAAUGAGCUUCCCGAGCUGUGGCUGGGGCAGAAUGAGUUUGAUUUCACUGCAGAUUUUCCCUCUGGCUGCUGAUGCCAAGUGUCCCUAAAAAUUGAGGAACAAAGCCACCAAUUAAGUUGUAAAUAAAAGUUACUUGCAAAGAGA
Messenger RNA from Arvicola amphibius (Eurasian water vole), 834 nucleotides. RefSeq names its product Cbp/p300 interacting transactivator with Glu/Asp rich carboxy-terminal domain 1 (gene Cited1). Gene Ontology annotation, biological process: melanocyte differentiation; regulation of DNA-templated transcription. NCBI's taxonomy places the organism in Eukaryota, Metazoa, Chordata, Mammalia, Rodentia, Cricetidae. The coding region runs from base 163 to 762 and encodes 199 amino acids. The record is from RefSeq and is a predicted model, not a curated record. The transcript has 3 exons. Gene Ontology annotation, cellular component: nucleus.